This is a messenger RNA of Erigeron canadensis, 1206 nucleotides long. RefSeq names its product serine/threonine-protein kinase-like protein ACR4. The record is from RefSeq and is a predicted model, not a curated record. The coding region runs from base 80 to 1165 and encodes 361 amino acids. Gene Ontology annotation, biological process: protein phosphorylation. Gene Ontology annotation, cellular component: plasma membrane. The transcript has a single exon. Gene Ontology annotation, molecular function: protein kinase activity; ATP binding. Lineage: Eukaryota; Viridiplantae; Streptophyta; Magnoliopsida; Asterales; Asteraceae.
AUUAAACGUACAAACUCACUCUUUAUCAAGCGAAAAGAAUUCGAUCAGAAAAAACUUUUGGGCCAAUUUGGGCUUUAACAUGAGCCAUGGUGAACGAAUUGCGUACCACCUUGUUCUAGCCUUUCUUUCAUUAACUGUCAUUCUGUUUGUUAUCUUAUUAGUUGUAAUCAUUGUAUGGAAGAACAACAGCAAGAAGAAGUCAAAUUCUAAUGAGAUGUUUUACGAUCAAAAAUCCGAUCAAGAAAGCCCUGCUUCUACAAAGCUUUGUGCAUCACCCUACUCGUUGGUAGAUAUCGAUGUUGCCACCGAUGGAUUUAACGAAAGACGAAUCAUUGGAAAAGGCCGGUUAGGGACUGUUUACGCGGCCGUGUUAGCUGGAGGUGAAUUGGUGGCAGUCAAAAGAAUCCAUUCUCGUUUGGUUCUAAGAAACUCUGGUUUAGGGUCAGGUUUAAUAAGUUUUUCUUCCAUAUUAAAAUGGUUGUCUCUAGCUAAUCAUCCUAAUGUGUUAUCCAUAUUAGGGUUCUCUGAAGGCCCCGGAGAGCGAAUUGUGGUAAUGGAGUUUAUGGGAAUGAUGAGUCUUGAAUUUUACCUACAUCAAAACCACGACGGUGCGUCGCUUUUGGAUUGGAGCCGACGGUUAAGGGUCGCGGCGGGUGUGGCUCGUGGGUUGGAAUACUUGCAUGAAAUGAUGGCGCCAUCUAUACUGCAUGGUUGUGUCAAACCAUCAAAUAUAUUAAUAGAUGUCAAGUUUAGUGCCAAGGUUUGUGACUAUGGUCUAUCAUUUUUAGCACCUAAUGAGAAAUUAGAUGGGCUUGUGGGGUAUGUUGAUCAAGAAUAUUGGAAUAUUGAACCAAAAGGUGCUUCUAAGGAAAGUGAUGUGUAUGGUUUAGGGGUUGUUUUGUUAGAGUUGUUGAGUGGUAGGAGAAGUGAAGGAGGGUUGAUUGUAAAGUGGAGUUUGCCAUUAAUUAAAGAGAUGAGAAUGGAUGAAGUUUUGGAUCCAAGAUUAGUUGUGCCAAGUGAUAUUAAGCCUCUUGUUAGAUUGGCUAAAGUGGCUAGUGCUUGUGUUGGCAACUCUAGGAAGAAUAGGCCUUUGAUUGGUCAAGUUGUUGCUAUUUUGAAUGAUUUACAAGAUGAAAUUAUGCAGUGGAGUAAUGGGUCGUUUUAAUUAUAAAAAAGUAGUCAUUAUUAAUUUUAUUUUUUUGUUUA